Molecule: messenger RNA, 651 nt
Organism: Camelus dromedarius (Arabian camel)
Lineage: Eukaryota; Metazoa; Chordata; Mammalia; Artiodactyla; Camelidae
Gene: CFAP276
Product: cilia and flagella associated protein 276
Exons: 5
Coding region: 57-569 (170 amino acids)
Source: RefSeq, a predicted model, not a curated record
UGCGGCUGCGCGGGCCUCUCAUCCCUCUCAAGAGCCUCUCGCUCGGCAUUUUACCAAUGUCUGUCACGCGAGACCCUUUCCAGCACCCUACGUUGGAUAACGAUGACUCCUACUUGGGAAAACCGCUGGCUUCCAAGAAACUACCAUAUAAGAACCCAACUCACCUUGCUCAACAGCAGGACCCCUGGCGUCGGCUCAACUCAACACCUACAAUCACCUCCAUGAGGCGGGAUGCUAAUUUUUUUGAUCCUGAGAUACCCAAGGAUGACUUGGAUUUCCGCUUAUCAGCCUUGUACAACCACUACACGGGGACAUUCAAGAACAAAAGUGAGAUACUGGUACACCAGGAGACCAUCCAGGAUACCCAUGGAAUCAAGAUCCAAUUCCCUGGAGAACUUUUACCCCCUCCCCAACUACCCCCCAUCACUUCCCGAGCUAACAUCAGACACUGGAUCAACCCUAAGAAGGAGUCUAUCCACAGCAUCCAGGGAUCCAUAGUGUCCCCUCACACCGCAGCCACCAAUGGAGGCUAUUCUCGAAAGAAUGAUGGUGGCUUCUUCUCCACCUAAGUGUUGACAGGCCCCUGGACUCACAAACCAUAGUGGAACAUCUUGCCACCCACCUCCAUUAAAUAGACUUGUGUAAGAUGAA